This is a messenger RNA of Exserohilum turcica Et28A, 618 nucleotides long. RefSeq lists its product as uncharacterized. Lineage: Eukaryota; Fungi; Ascomycota; Dothideomycetes; Pleosporales; Pleosporaceae. The record is from RefSeq and is a predicted model, not a curated record. The coding region runs from base 1 to 618 and encodes 205 amino acids. The transcript has a single exon.
AUGAAGUUUUUUAUAAUCAUUCUUGCCCUAGUGGCUUCUAUUCUCGCAUUACCACAGAGCAUAUUUACGCCCAUAUGCCCGGCCAACUUCCUCCAGCCACAUGGCAAACUGCCGGCAGGCCGCUCCGUCACCCCCGAAAACAUCUUCCCCAUCAGCUACAGGCGCCCACGCGAAGUCUUUCUCCCAUCCAAGUGGGCGAAAAUAACACAACACGACUUUUGCACCAUUUUCAAUUUCGAGAUUGAAAACGUGCAAGCGCACAACAAAAACUGCCAUCUGAUCUUCAACUUCCCCCCGCGAAGACGAGAUCGAAAAUUAUACACCAUCGUCGGCUCCAGCAACUUCACGUUCAAAACUUACAAUGUCCUCAACGCCUGGGCCAUGCCGGGCAAUACAACAUGGGAAACACAACCGCUCUGGUCAAGCAAGCCGGCAGUCAACAAGAGAUUGAGGCCCGGAAAGAGCUACAUCAUCCAGCAAGAACCAUGUCGCAUUCCGUUCAGUAAGGGACGGACGGUCCGGAGUGUGUUGAUGUGUUCGGCAGACUCGACGUUUGAGUUUUUGGAGAGCAGUGAAAUCUGUCCUUUAGGACUGUUUAUGAUUUUUACAGAUGAUUGA